Molecule: messenger RNA, 1927 nt
Organism: Truncatella angustata
Lineage: Eukaryota; Fungi; Ascomycota; Sordariomycetes; Amphisphaeriales; Sporocadaceae
Product: general substrate transporter
Exons: 3
Coding region: 366-1916 (516 amino acids)
Biological process (GO): transmembrane transport; carboxylic acid transport
Cellular component (GO): plasma membrane
Molecular function (GO): carboxylic acid transmembrane transporter activity
Source: RefSeq, a predicted model, not a curated record
UGUGACUGGAGAGCCAAGCUCAGCCAAGAAACACCACGACUAGGGAAGCGUUUCAAUACAAGCUCCAUAAACCAAACUUGCCAAACUUCCCCGCGCCAACUUAGGGUAUGGGGUAGGCGUCUGCGGGGGAGACGUUGGAGAUCGCUUUUCAGAAAACGGUCAGCUUCGACGGCACACCCGACCUCCAGACGGGGGAACUCGAACUAUAAGCCGUUCUCUGCAAGGGCGGUCAGCACCGAGUAUAAGAAGGGAGGUUCAGCCGCACGACUUUCUUCGUGCCAUGCAUGAGACACACUCACAGCCUUCGCCAUCUUCGCCAUCACUACCGAAACUGAAAGUCGUCAGCGUCGGGAUCUUCUUCAGUCAUGGCUACCCAGAAUGAGCCAGCGGACCCUCUUGCGAAGGGCACUCGCGCGACAGCGAAACAAGCCUGGAGUGAUUUGUUCAAAUGGAAGCAGAGGGUCGUUGUCACCAAUGACCUCGGCGAGACUCAUACAGAAUGGCAAGCACCGCCUCCUUUGAGGAACCCAAUCUCGUUGUUCAGGCUGCUGAGCGCAAAGGACUGGUUAUACUUCCUUGUUGGCCUCUUUGCUUGGACAGCUGAUGCCUUUGACUUCCAUGCCCUUUCCAUCCAACAAACCAAGCUGGCGUCCUACUAUAGCCGAUCGAAAACAGAGAUUAGUACCGCCAUCACCCUGACACUGCUUCUCCGGUCUGUCGGCGCGGCCAUUUUUGGUCUUCUGGGGGACCGCUUUGGUAGAAAAUGGCCAAUGGUUGGCAACAUGAUCAUUUUGGGAUUGCUACAGAUCGCCACGAUCUACAGCGCCACAUUUGAGCAGUUCCUUGCUGUUCGAUCCCUUUUUGGCCUCUUCAUGGGUGGUGUAUACGGCAACGCAGUCGCCAUGGCCCUUGAGAACUGCGCUCUCGAAGCCCGAGGCUUGAUGAGCGGUAUCAUGCAGCAAGGUUAUUCUCUCGGCUACGUCCUCGCGGCCUGUGCCAAUCUCGGUGUCGGUGGUGCGACCGAAAGCUGGAAGACUGUGUUCUGGAUCGCUGCAGGUCUUUCCAUCGCUGCUGGUUUCGCCAGAUGCCUCUUCCCCGAAUCCAAGCAGUUCAUCGAAUCCAAGAAGGCCGGACACCACAUCACUGCUUCCGACUUCUGGAAAGAGACACAGUCUAUGCUUGCGAAUGAAUGGCGCAUGUGUAUCUACUGCAUCAUCCUCAUGACCUGGUUCAACUUUUACUCGCACACCAGCCAGGACAGCUACACCACUUUCAUGAUUGAGCAGAAGGAACUGAAUAAUGCCGCAGCUAGUCGUGCCAGUAUCUGGAUGAAAGUCGGCGCUUGCGUUGGCGGUACCAUAAUUGGGUACUUCUCCCAAUUCGUCGGCCGUCGUCGCGCCAUCGUCGGCGCUGCACUCAUGAGUUGCCUCCUCAUUCCCGCUUGGAUCCUCCCCGAAGGCGAGCAAUCCCUCUCCGCCUCCGGCUUCUUCAUGCAGUUCUUCGUCCAAGGUGCAUGGGGUGUCAUUCCCAUCCAUCUCAACGAGCUCUCGCCUCCCGCCUACCGAUCCAGUUUCCCCGGUAUCACGUACCAACUCGGCAACAUGAUCUCGAGUCCGUCCGCCCAGAUCGUCAAUGCCAUUUCCGAGUCGCAUUUUGUCAGAAGUAGAUCCGGCAAGCUUGCUGAAGCCUACGGCCCAACCAUGGGUAUCGCCACCGUCAUCAUCGCUCUGGGCAUCGUGGUCACCGUCUCUUUCGGUCCGGAGAAGAAGGGCAGACACUUUGAGCACGCUGGGCCUGCGGGUGCGAAUGUCGGCCACGGGAAAGAUCUGGAGAAGGCUGUGGAUGUGAUUUCGAUCGCAGAUGAUCAGAAGCAUGAGCCGGUCGCUGAGAAUAUUGAGAAGAAGGAGACCAACUAGUAGCUUGGCAU